AUGGGACGCAGAGACCGAGACCGAGACCGAGACCGAGACCGAGACCGUAGCUAUGGUUAUGCCAAGGAGGAGCCUCCGGACAGCUAUCAGAAGUACCACGAACAAACAUACUGGCCAGGGGAGUCUUCGGCAUCGAGGGCGUCUAGCGAUAGAAUUAGUCAUGAAGAACCUUACGAGAAAUAUAACCCACGACCCUCGAAGAGACGUUCGCGAAGGCGCUCAAGAGAUUAUGAUGGACCUGGGAAUAGUGUUCGGCCGGGCAAUAAAAGAUUAAUUAUUGCCUGUGACGCGACUGACACGGAGGGUAAAGGAACAUGGCAGGAUUCCAACGGCGAGCUACAAGACGGCAAACUGAAGCCUCCAACCAACGUAACCAGAAUAUGUAGGGCGAUCAAAUCCUUGUCCGGUUCAAAUGUCCCCCAAAUCGUCUAUUACCAAGCAGGUCCGGGUUCCUCGAAUAACCCACUUGACAAGAUAAUAGGCGGUGCACUUGGUGAAGGUGUCGCUCAAAAUAUGAGAGAGUGUUUCUCUUUUCUAUCAAACAACUAUGCCCCCGGGGACGAAAUAUUCUUUAUCGGCUUCUCGAGAGGGGCUUUUACGGCUCGUAGUGUGGCAAGUAUGGUAGCUGGGUUAGGAGUCUUGACGAAAAAGGGGCUGGAAGCCUUCGCUGUUAUCAUGAAGGAUUAUCAGCAUAGAUAUGAGAAGGGCUAUAAAUCACCACAACCGGAUUGCCCGUUUCCGAAUAAACCUUCCGCGGCGGAUCCGGGGUAUGUCGAGCAAUUAUAUAGAAUGGGCAUGACGAUUCCGAAUGUUAGGAUUAGAGCUAUCGGGGUCUGGGAUACUGUCGGUGCUUUGGGCAUUCCAAAAAUUGGUUGGUUACAAAAGUUGGGCGUACAACCGAAGAAAACGGAUGAAAUGAUGUUCUAUGAUACUAGUCUCAGUCCUAUGGUCGACUUUGCGUUUCAGGCUUUGGCGUUGGACGAAAGGCGGGCGACUUUUCCACCGACGGUAUGGGAGUUACCGAAGGGUUCGCCUACAGUCUUGAGGCAGACUUGGAUGCCUGGAGAACAUAGUAACGUCGGUGGUGGCUGGGAAGAUCAAAACCUCAGUAACGUCAGCCUCGCUUGGAUGAUAUCUAAUUUCACCCCGUUCAUCGAUUUCGACGACACCUACAUUUUCACCGAAUUUGAACAAAACUUUCUUUACUAUCGUCAAAAGAAACUAAAACCUCGAGCCUGGGGUUUCGGAAAGAUUUACGAUAGUAUGGAAGGAAUAUACGCCCUCGGAGGGAGCGAAGCUAGAACCCCAGGCGACUAUACACGAUGCGACCCAUGUACUGCUGAAAGAACGGGUAAAUUUUUGAAGAAUACACGGGAGACGGUACAUGUUAGCGUUCGGGUCCGUGUAGCAUUAGGAGGAUAUGGAAUUGAUGAUGAAGGGUCUUAUCAUCCGAAAGCACUUAGAGGGUGGAAGUUUUACUAUGAUGAUGGGAUUGGAGGGUAUAAAUGGGUAAAUAAAGUGACUGGGGUCGAGUUGUAUGAAAUGGAUUUGGGGCCCGUGGAGAGGAAAUUGUUGGAAAUGUAUCCGGAUGUUUACAGUUAUGUGUUUGAUGAUGGAGGGGAGGGAAAUUGGGUCGAAAAGCCAAGGGUUAAGAGAAGGAGUUUGGGGGAUGGGGUUGGGGAUGGGGUGCACCAGAUUACUGGGGCCAUCAAGGGGUUGUUGAAGUGA
This is a messenger RNA of Orbilia oligospora ATCC 24927, 1728 nucleotides long. RefSeq lists its product as uncharacterized. The transcript is spliced from 3 exons. The record is from RefSeq and is a predicted model, not a curated record. NCBI's taxonomy places the organism in Eukaryota, Fungi, Ascomycota, Orbiliomycetes, Orbiliales, Orbiliaceae. Bases 1 to 1728 code for a protein of 575 amino acids.